Molecule: messenger RNA, 756 nt
Organism: Eriocheir sinensis (Chinese mitten crab)
Lineage: Eukaryota; Metazoa; Arthropoda; Malacostraca; Decapoda; Varunidae
Exons: 2
Coding region: 360-662 (100 amino acids)
Source: RefSeq, a predicted model, not a curated record
AGCCAAUCGUGGUGCACUGAACACAGAAGGUGGGAGCCGCAGACUGUUGUGGGAGUUUAUUCCAUUCUCGAUUAAACAACGUUGGUGGAAAAAGUUUGGUGCAAUCUGAACUUAUUAGCUCAUACUUAACCUUAAGCUUUGUCUCACGUCUUAAACAGAUUUUCUUUGGGUAAGCGCUUAGUGAAAGUAAAUGUUUACUUUGAUCGAGCAGCGAUAUGCCUUGGAGAGAAUAGGGACAGGGGGAGGGAUGGAAGUAGGAGGUGAAGUCACUGAGAUAACUUGGAAGGCAGAGGAGCAGGAGGGUGGCAGGAGGGAGGGGGAGGCUGUGAUUUUACUAAAACCAGGCGAAGGAAGGAGCGAUGUCCCAUUCCUGUGUAGGCGCAGUCAUGACACCGGCCCUUGUGUGCGUGGCUCUGUGCCUGUCUUUGCUCACGGUCCCUGGCCCCCUCCACGCUGCUCCUGCCAUACCCGACCCUGCCGCCGCUAAUCUGCUGUGGGCAUGGCAGCAGGGGCCUUCAGCCACUGACGACGGUGCUCUUCAGGCAGGCGGGGUCAGCGGGGCGGCGGCGGCCAGGGAGGCGCCGGGCGAGGACUACACCGUCAGCAUGAGUUACGGCUUCCCGCUCUACACCUUCUACAUUCCCUUCAAGGGGACGCAGUGACCCCCUGCUCUGGUCAACACGCCGAGAAGCCACACACGAGGGCGCUGGCAUGCUAUGUAGUGACAGCACAGAAUAAAAGUGUUCUUCAUCCAUU